UGGCAUCUUUCACUCGACAGGUGUGACAUAGCGAAAGCAAGACAAAAGGAUGGGCCACGUCUUGUUGGUGACCACUGCCCUAUCCUUUGAUAGGUACAAAGUCCAACACGCGAUCUUUGGCGGACACUUGAUCUAUGGACCUGCUCGAUCGAGACGAAGUAAAGCGCCGGCUCAUUGGCGUGUGCAGGGAGCUGAUGGCGCUCAUGGAUGGCAGCUACGGACCGCUGGGAAGGGCGCAGCUAUUGCAGGCGAACGCGCGGUGUCCCGACGCGCUCACAACCACUUCCGUCGCCGAACGAUACUUUUCCAGCCUCAAGUAAGUAAGACGGAGCAGACGCCGGAAAUAUUUGGAUCUAGGUGCGCCCAUGAAGAGGGUUGGCUGGCAAUGCCUGUUGGUGGAUAAACACCCGACAGAGAAGUUGAUGAGGAGAGGAAGCGCUGACAAGAAAUGUUGUCCGUGGCGUGCAGCAUUGGAGACUGUCCGAUCACCAACGCUUACCUUCAUAUAUUGAAGAGCAAGGUGUAGUUCAGCUAGGACUCUGUGCUUGGAUGUAGCGAAAGCAUAUUUGUACUAACGCUUGUGACUUUGCUGCGCGUGGCGGAUAGAUUCGGAACCAUGCCGAUUCAGGGUUCUUUCUGGCGGGAUUGAGCGCGAGGUGAGACCUCAGCAUUGAAAGUGUUGUUUAUAGAAAUCAUUGACGUUUUUUCGCUGGGUUGGGUAUAGCCUUCAGCUUGAAAUCCAGGAAGGUAGUCUUGAACAUAUUCCCCACCGUGUAGUCAGUAAAGGUGAGCACAUUAAACUUUUAGAGUAAAAAAGAUUGGCUUGUAAUGCAGUUAACGAUGAUCUUGCAAAAUACAGGACUACACCUGGCGCUGGAUUGGAGCCUGCAGUACCUGGAAGAUCCGAGGUGCCCUGUGCGUGUGGCGGUGAAUUGGAGCUCGGCAGCUUCGAUUUCCGCCGUGAUUCGAGGCAUCAUAUCGUCCAAGUCGAUUACUGGGCUAGAUGAGGAAACCACGGAAGCGGUAGUUAUCCCUCUUAUUAUUCAAGCGUUUGUGAGUGUGUUUGGGUAUGUUGUAGAACACCCGAGCGAGAGUGUUCCUGUGCAGCUUCUGUUCGCCCCCGGCCAAGCGUCCAUCGCUAAAUCUGAAGUUUGGAAGCAAACGGUUCUCCUCGAUCUCCCGUGGCCUUGUCGUGGAAGACCUCAAGGUGUCAAGCGGAGCGCCCUGUCCCCUCCAAUCUGCAAUGUACGUGUUGCCUUGUUCAACAUCACUAUCGAGCCGCUGGCCGAGUUUGAGGAAGCGGAAACGAGUAGCAAUACAAGGAUAUAUCACGCGGACUCAACGGAUGCCUUCCGUCUGAAAGCACUCCGGCAAGUUGGAGACCGAUUAGAUCGGCUAGGUGCCACUGCUGUUCUCUCGCAAAAAAUCGUUCCAAAGUACCUGCAGACGUACCUGGCCACCAAGGGUAUCUUCACGCUUGAUCGACUCUCCGCUGCGUAUAUCCGAAACGUACAAAUGCUGAGUGGAGCCACUAUCCUCAGUGACUGGAGAAUCGAUGACAGCAUCGUUAGCAGUUCGCUCGGUGCCUUAUCUCUCAUUACCACGCAAACUCUCGGCAACAAGCAAUUUAUCCGUCUGCACCGCGAGGGCACCGUUGUGGACAGUGAAAAUGCGCAUCCCGUAACAACAAUCGCGAUCACAGCACCGGACCGAUUCGCGUUUGAUGAGCUUAAUCACGUGGUUACUACGUCCGUCAAAAUGCUGGCAAGCUUGAUCGAUAAUCCGGACGUCGUAGCUGGCGCUGGAUGUGUAGAGAUCCACCUAGCAGCAUUGCUGCGCGAUCGCGCUAAACAACUACGAAACCCUGGUCCAAUUUCGAACGGAACAGUGCCCAGAGGUACCCAAACCGACAACAAAGCAGCACGAACACUACGUCAAAUGAGCCAAACCAUCACCACCUUUGCUAAUUGCCUGGAGGAUAUGGCUGGGCGAUUAUGUGGUAGUCAUGCUUCUGCAACUGACCGCGAAGUGAUGAUCGAGCAGAUACGCCAUGCAAACAACGAGUCCCUGUUGGCAACGACGACUCUACCAUGUCAAAAUGGUUUAUCCGAGCGCAAGAGCUAUGACCUCUAUGGUUGGGAUCCGAGGAAGCGCUCCACGAUGCAAGUUUUAUCGUACACAAUUCAGAGCGACGAAGAGAAGAUCGCAUCUGAAGCUCGUAUCCUAGACACCCUACAGUCGAAGAAAGAUGCAUUAACACUGGUCAUCGAGAGUGUGUCCUCGCUCGCUCGUAUUGCAUCCGUUGUCCGAGUUUCUUGACAGCAAGUAGCGAUGGUCAUCUUUUUCUAUCUAUUCAGCAAUUAUUUGCCUAAGUUUUAGUAGAAUUGCUGGUCGGCGUCAUAUCCAGACAGAUCUCCACUUGCGAGGAACGGCACUAAGAGCGGGUCGUGCUUUUCGCCUUCCUCGAGUCCGUACCGCGGGAGCAGAUAGGAUGUCAUCACAGGAGUGUAGUUCUCGGGUAGUCGGAAGCCCUGGCACACUACGAAGGCCUCGUUACUCUGCGCGCGACUGCUCAUGGGUUUGGAGCACGACACGCUCUCGAAGAAGACGCUGAGCUGCGUAGCCAGCAGAUCGUAUUGCUCGCAGCGAAAGAUCUUAGCCACGAACGACCCUCCCUCCUCCAGCACGUGCGUGGUGAUGUUGAGAGCGGCGGCCAGCAGCUCAGCCUGCACGAACUCGUCAAUAUCGUGCACGCCGGUGACGUCAGGUGCACCAUCACUCACCACCACUUGGGC
Molecule: messenger RNA, 2795 nt
Organism: Phytophthora nicotianae INRA-310
Lineage: Eukaryota; Oomycota; Peronosporomycetes; Peronosporales; Peronosporaceae
Exons: 2
Coding region: 829-2319 (496 amino acids)
Biological process (GO): cilium assembly; developmental process; intracellular transport
Cellular component (GO): cytoplasm; kinociliary basal body; nucleus
Molecular function (GO): ATP binding
Source: RefSeq, a predicted model, not a curated record